GAACUUAUUGAGUACUAGAUGGCCACCCACUAAAAAAAUUGAAAUUACAUGACUCAAAUAUAGAUUUUAUAACUUCAAAGUGCCAAGUAGAAGACAUCCUAAAAGUUGAGGUGCCAAAUGUCUUCUUCUCCUCUUCUCUCUCCCACACUCCACAUUUUUGUUUCUUCUCAUUUCAACUCAUCCUUCGUCCCGAGAAGAACCCACCAAAAAGGGAAGAAAAAAUCCGCCUCCUGCAAAUUCUAAUUCUCAAAUUUCCACCCAAACACUUCUCUCGCCAUUAGAGCUCAGCUCCCAUUUCCAGAGAAACCCAUCAAACCCAACCAUGAAAAUUUCUCCCCUUGUCCUGCUACUAACCCUCGCCGCCGCUCUCUUCCAACUACUUCCGCCGGCGGCCGGCCGGCAGAACUACUCCGGCCUCUCGUCCCUCAAUUGCGCCGCCUCCGACGAACUUGCCCCGUCCCCGGCGUUUCUCUACACCUGCAACGGCCUCAACCGUUCCUGCCAAUCGUUCCUCAUCUUUCGAUCCACUCUCGAUUACAGCUCCCCUGCCGAAAUCGCCGAGCUGACGUCAUCCGACUCCGCGAGAAUCGCCGAAAUCAACGCCGCCGACGAUCCCUCCUCGGGAUUCGAGCUGGGGAAAGACGUGAUCGUUCCCGUCACCUGCUCGUGCUCCGGCGACGGCGAACGAUACUACAGGGCAAACACGAGCUUCACCGUGACGAGGGCCGCGGGGACUUACUAUGUCGCGUCGACGGUUUUAUUCGACGGGCUGGCGACCUGCGCGGCGAUCAGGCGCGGGAACCCAAUUCCCGACCGCGAAUUGAAACCCGGAAUGAAAAUCCAGGUCCCCCUCCGGUGCGCCUGCCCGUCGGCGGAUGAGGUCUCCGGCGGGGUAAUUUACCUGCUCACAUACCCGAUUAGCUCCGACGACAGCUUGCCUGAUCUGGCAAGGCGGUUCAAUGUCACGCCGGAGAGAAUCCUCGACGCCAACGGUCUAACCGGAGACCCGAAAUUGGUUCCGGGUACCACAAUUCUGAUUCCCCUCUCAGGACUUCCCCUGAGCUCAAUGAGUAAAGUCCACAGCAAGGUUGCUCAAAUUGUACCUCCGCCGCGGCCCACAAAGUCCACCGGCGGAGGAGCUCCGAAAUCGAAGGCGAAAGCACUCGAGCUGGCGGGCCUCGCCGCGGCCUGCUUCCUGCUCCUAGUCAGCAUCGCCGUGGCGGUGAUUUGUCUGAUUCAGGGGGAAAGGAAGAGGAAAAGCUACGUCUGCGAGAUGAGGAAGGAGAGAGUGAAGCAGGAUCUUCGAGUCGAGAUAGCGAGCUGCGAGCGAGCUCUGAAGGUGUUUGGGAUCGAGGAAGUGAACAAGGCAACUGGGAAAUUCAGCCCCGGGAAGAGAAUCAAGGGCUCUGUUUAUUCAGGGGAGUUCGGAGACAGAGUACUGGCGGUGAAGAAGAUGAGCAGGGAGAUCGAUAUAUCGCAGGAGGUAAACAUUCUGAUGAAGAUCAAUCAUUUCAAUGUGAUCAACCUCUAUGGCGUUUGCGACGAUGGGCAGAGCUUGUACUUGGUCUCCGAGUACAUGGAAUUCGGAUGUCUGAAAGACUGGCUCAAGAGGGGAAGAAAGGGUGGAGAAGAAAGCGGAAUUGGAUGGGAGAUUAGGGUUCAGAUCGGUCUUGAUGUCGCCAACGGACUUUACUAUCUCCAUAACUUCACCAAGCCUGCGUAUGUUCAUCAGGACAUUAAGACGAGCAAUGUUCUGCUGAACAGUAACCUGAGGGCCAAGAUCACGAACUUCAGCCUGGCGAGGUCGGCGGCUAGGGACACUAAUGUCACGGUGCAUUUGGUAGGGACGCGAGGGUACAUGGCGCCGGAGUACGUGGAGACCGGGGAGAUCACACCGAAGAUCGAUGUCUACGCGUUUGGGGUCGUGUUGCUGGAGCUGAUCACGGGGAAGGAAGCUGUGUUGGUGGCAAGGAAUGGGAAGGAGACUCUGCUUUCGACGACGGUGGUUUCUCUGGCGGAGAAAGGUGGGUUGGAGGAAGCUUUAACGUCGUACGUUGAUUCAGGUAUGGGAGAAACUCGGGUGGAGAUGGCACUGCCUCUGUUCAGGUUGAGUUUGGCCUGUUUGAGACGGGAAUCGGAGACUAGGCCCAAUAUGGAGGAGGUGGUCUCGAGUCUGGUGAAGAUUCUGACGGAUUUGAGAAGGUUGAGAUCGGAGUUUGGUGACGAUUCAAGUACCGAUCGAUCGGUGAUCCCUCUCCGGCGUGCCUCGAGGAAUGAGAACGAUUGGAGUGUCGAAACUGCCUCAUGGUAAAUGAUCUGUGUAAUAAUAAUGUCUGAGAGAAAAAUCAAUUGUAUCUUUUGGGGAAAAAAACUAUAUGUUUAUGUGUAUACGUCAAUGUAACUAAGAAUUAUAUGUCAUUGAUAUAACUAAUAAAACUUCAAAAGUUUGUGUGAAGAUAUUUUAGUCAUUAUCAUACUACAAUUAUAUUUAGAAAAUGACAAUGAAUUGAUUUAUUGGAU
This is a messenger RNA of Linum trigynum, 2520 nucleotides long. The record is from the annotation of a GenBank genome assembly. NCBI's taxonomy places the organism in Eukaryota, Viridiplantae, Streptophyta, Magnoliopsida, Malpighiales, Linaceae.